AUGAAAAUUUUCAAUACAAUACAAUCUGUGCUGUUCGCAGCAUUUUUUCUAAAACAGGGAAAUUGCCUUGCGUCAAAUGGGAGUACCGCAUUGAUGGGGGAAGUAGAUAUGCAAACGCCCUUUCCAGAGUGGUUAACAGAAUUUACUAAUCUUACACAAUGGCCUGGAAUUGACCCACCUUAUAUUCCGCUAGAUUACAUAAAUCUUACUGAAGUGCCAGAAUUAGAUAGGUACUAUCCUGGCCAGUGUCCCAAAAUUUCUAGAGAGCAGUGCUCAUUUGACUGCUAUAACUGCAUCGAUGUUGAUGAUGUAACUUCGUGUUUCAAACUUUCCCAAACAUUUGACGACGGUCCGGCCCCGGCGACAGAGGCAUUGCUCAAGAAAUUGAGACAAAGAACCACUUUUUUUGUUCUGGGGAUAAACACUGUUAAUUAUCCUGAUAUAUAUGAGCAUAUUUUAGAGAGGGGUCAUUUGAUUGGUACACACACGUGGUCACAUGAAUUCUUGCCAAGUUUAUCAAACGAAGAAAUUGUAGCCCAAAUUGAAUGGUCAAUUUGGGCUAUGAAUGCCACAGGCAAACAUUUCCCCAAGUAUUUUAGGCCUCCAUACGGUGCAAUUGAUAAUAGGGUUAGAGCUAUAGUAAAACAGUUUGGCCUAACGGUUGUCUUGUGGGAUCUCGAUACUUUUGAUUGGAAAUUAAUCACUAAUGAUGAUUUCAGAACAGAGGAAGAAAUACUUAUGGACAUAAAUACUUGGAAGGGAAAACGGAAAGGUUUGAUCUUAGAGCACGAUGGUGCACGAAGAACAGUUGAGGUUGCUAUUAAAAUCAACGAACUUAUUGGUAGUGACCAAUUGACAAUUGCAGAAUGUAUUGGUGAUACAGACUACAUCGAACGCUACGACUAG
Saccharomyces cerevisiae S288C is the source of this 906-nucleotide messenger RNA. RefSeq names its product chitin deacetylase CDA1 (gene CDA1). Gene Ontology annotation, molecular function: chitin deacetylase activity; hydrolase activity, acting on carbon-nitrogen (but not peptide) bonds. The record is from RefSeq and is marked reviewed. The transcript has a single exon. Gene Ontology annotation, biological process: ascospore wall assembly; carbohydrate metabolic process. Gene Ontology annotation, cellular component: ascospore-type prospore. NCBI's taxonomy places the organism in Eukaryota, Fungi, Ascomycota, Saccharomycetes, Saccharomycetales, Saccharomycetaceae. The coding region runs from base 1 to 906 and encodes 301 amino acids.